This is a messenger RNA of Eremothecium sinecaudum, 450 nucleotides long. Its product is annotated as HEL229Cp. The transcript has a single exon. The record is from RefSeq and is a predicted model, not a curated record. Bases 1 to 450 code for a protein of 149 amino acids. Lineage: Eukaryota; Fungi; Ascomycota; Saccharomycetes; Saccharomycetales; Saccharomycetaceae.
AUGGAUAAGUACAUAGUUACACACCGACGCGUUAUACAUGGUUGUGAGUUAUUGAAUUUGGUACCUCAGCUAUCAAGUACUCGACAUGAGAAACAGCAGAGGAUAUGGAGAGGAAACUUAGUUGUUGAAGAGCUCAUGAAACGGGGUGUUAAUGAUUUAAUACCGAGAUAUGUACUACGUUUUGAAAGCUACGGAAAUAAACAAUUCACGUUUUGUACGACAGUAGUAAUGUCAUCAUUAAAGGACUUUGAAUUUGUAAUUAGGAAGGUGAUGGAUUGUCGGUUUUACAUUUGUGUGUAUUGUAAUUGUAUGAAUAUUGUAUUGGAACUACGAAUACUGAAUGGGUUAGAGGAACAGAAAUUUCGAGAUAUAUGGUAUCGAAUGCGGGACGAGUUUGAGAUGAUGGAUGAGAGGUUUAAAGACAGGGACAUACGGGGAAUAAUGGUGUAA